Messenger RNA from Peromyscus leucopus (white-footed mouse), 4608 nucleotides. RefSeq names its product NFKB activating protein like (gene Nkapl). Gene Ontology annotation, molecular function: chromatin binding. Gene Ontology annotation, cellular component: nucleus. The transcript has a single exon. Lineage: Eukaryota; Metazoa; Chordata; Mammalia; Rodentia; Cricetidae. The record is from RefSeq and is a predicted model, not a curated record. The coding region runs from base 93 to 1298 and encodes 401 amino acids. Gene Ontology annotation, biological process: regulation of gene expression.
CCGGCGUGCGUGGCAGUGGCGUGUGUGGCAGUCGCGCUCUCCGUGAUGUGGCUUCCGUAGUAACCGCGCUGCUGGCGGUUUGAGGUCGGCCCAUGUCGCCUGUGUCCCGAUCCCGCCCUAAUGAGGACCCUCUGGGCUCUCCGAAAGGCGGGCGUGGCUCGGGCAGCCCACCGUCGGCGGCGUCCCAGACUCGACGAUCCCCUCGGGGAGGCGGUUUCGGCCUCGCCCUCGGCGGGAGCGAGGGGCUCGGGCCUCCCCGGGGUCCAGAGGGGCCCCGCUCAGCGCACGCCGUCAGCCGCCCCCGGUCUGGAGAGCGGCCGCCGCCGCCAGGGAUCUGCACGUUUGCCCCUUCGUCUUCCUCUUCCAUCUGUGGCGGGCACCGCUACCACCACUAUGCGGGAGACCGUUUGUGGGCCGAGGACCAGGAGAAGGAAAAGGAGGAGAGCUAUCGGCAGAGGAGGCUGAAGGAGAGAGAGAGGAUUGGAGAGCUGGGAGCGCCCGAGGUGUGGGGAUUGUCACCCAAGUUUCCUGAGCCAGAUUCCGAUGAACAUACACCACCUGAAGAUGAGGUGAAGAAUCCGAAGAGCAGCGGCUCAGAUUUCACCAAUGAAGAAAAAAGGACAAAGACCAGUCACUCGACAAAGAGAAAAAGGAAGAAAAGGCCCUCCAAAAGGAAACGUAGGAAGUAUUGUGAUAAUGACAGCAAUUCAGACUCUGACGUUUAUUCUAGCUCUGGUGGUGAUAAAAACAGAGCUAAAGCCAGGAAGAAAGAGAAGAAAAAGAAACACCGGGCAAAACAACCCAAGAAGAAGAGGAGGACUGAAAAGGAAUACAGUGACGUAAGCUGCAAAGCUUUAGAAAGGGAAUUGCCAGAAGAUGCGUGGAUGGAACAGUCGAUGAAUGCAGAUGCCAUGGAUUUAAUAGGCCCAGAAGCACCCGUGAUACAUACCUCUCAAGAUGAGAAACCUUUGAAUUAUGGCCACGCCCUGCUUCCAGGUGAAGGUGCAGCUAUGGCUGAAUACGUAAAGGCUGGGAAGCGUAUCCCACGGAGGGGUGAAAUUGGGUUGACGAGUGAAGAGAUUGCCUCAUUUGAAUGUUCAGGUUACGUCAUGAGUGGUAGCAGGCAUCGCCGAAUGGAGGCUGUGAGACUGCGUAAAGAGAACCAGAUUUACAGUGCUGACGAGAAAAGAGCCCUUGCAUCCUUUAACCAAGAAGAGAGGCGGAAGAGAGAGAAUAAGAUCCUAGCCAGUUUUCGAGAAAUGGUAUACAGAAAGACAAAAGGGAAAGAUGACAAGUGAGAACUUGUUUGUUGCAAUGCAGGACUUUUAAUAACAAAGGUUUUGUAUGACAAAAUAAUAGUAAAUGACUUUACCAUUUACCAGUGAUAUUGUACUUACUGUGUAACUAAGUACCCUAGAAAAACACUUUUUGAGAUGUCAUUAGAAAUUUUUACAAACGUUGCAGGAAAUAAGUAAAAAGGUGAACGUCACUCCAGUCCCUGAUUUACACCCCCCGCCCCCCCCCACCAAGAGCAAAGUGUCUUCUGUAUCCUUCCAUGGUUUUGUGCAUUUACAAGGUGCCUGCUACUAAAUGGGAGUGUGCCCCACCCCAUCUGCUACUGUGAUUUUAGCCCCCUCGCAAGAAGAUUUUACCUUUUGGAGUCAUUUGUCCCAGGAGGAUGAAAAGAACUUGAGCACAAUAAUACCCAAGAAGGCAAACAUUUGGAUCUAUUUGAUUCAGUGGACUGUUUCUGCUGGCUGUAGUUAACAGACUUGGUUAAAGACUGCAGUUUGUAACUGAAAAGCCGGGGAAACUGUUUCCAGCAUAAUGUUAAUCGAACUUAGGACUUUUCUCUAUCUUCCUUUUCCACCCCUCCUUUUCUUUAGAGUGGUUUCCCUUAUAGAAAAAAAGAGCUGCCAACUCUCUUGAAAGAAUAUUUCUUUUGAAGAAGUUGGACAUUUUCUUACUUUGAUACAAUGCUAUUUCUUCAUAGUACAAAGUAGCACCAUCAACUGCAGUACAUUGUAAAAUUAAGAUAGUAUUGUUCUUCAUCUGACCCUAGGCCAGUUUCCCUCUGCUCCCACUUAUUGCCAAUGGGAAGAUCGUGGUUUGGGCCAAAAUGGGAUGCAUAUAGGCAAAUUACACUGGUAUACAAGGCUAAUGAUAACAAUAUCCUGGUAAUCUGUUAAUAUGUACUGUUGCUGAAAUUAUUGAUGUAAUAGAACUUUCAUAACCAGUUUUUUAAAGUGAUGUGUUCAUAAAUUCUGAACAUCAGAGCCUAGUUUAGUCUGAAAAUAGAUACAAAAAUAUGUAUAUUGUGUUUAUCUGCAAUCACUAGCAAGUUGAGGUAUUUUCUCCCAGUAGCAGUAUCUGAGUUAUUUCUGCUCUAUGUAUAUUACUAAAUGUUACUGAAAGUUUUAUCCAUUAUUAAUUUAAGACAAUCAUAUUGAAGUAAGUUGCUUCACAGUAGUUUAAGAUGUCAUAUUCAUUUCCAUAUUUUUGUGUGUUUCUCAUAUGUUUCUUCACUGAGUUCUUCUAGUGAACAACUUAGAGCCAUCUUUAUGUGAAGCGUUUUAAAACAGGAUCUGCUGAGACACUCUGGGUUUUCUGCAAAUUCUUCAUUAACUACAGUUAAUGAAGAAUGAUAGAGGAUAGAAGAGCUCACUGGCAGCCUUCACAUUUUCCAAAGCACCAUCAUUUUAAGUCAAGUCCCAACUUCCGGUAGACUAUAGUAAACAUCUCCCAAAGAUUGCUCUGCAGAACUACCUAUUCUCACCAUUUUAAUACCAUUUUUGUUUUCCAUGUGUUUCGUCACAGUGAGAGAAGUGUGUAUCUUGUGUAGUUUCCCAAGGGCCCCACCCUCAGCUACCAGCACCCAGUGAGCACACCAUAGGCUGUAUAGUCCAUGCUUCUUACCACAGUGCCACAUUUGUAUGGCUUCUGAGAUCACUGUCAGGAAAGAAUAUUUCUGACUUGGUAUCCUUAACAAUAUUUUGCCUUAGUUGGAUUAGUGUAGAUAACAUAUCUGCUUAAAAUAGUACUGUUGUCUGAUGAACAGAAUAGCUUACCCUGGGGUCAGUAUGGAGGCUACAUAGGAGGACAUGACUUUCUUAAAAUGCCAUGUUGGACAGGGAAGAUAGACAGCCAAUAAAUGCCUGCUACAGUUCUGAAUUUUAAAAUGUGUGUGUUCAUAACAUGUGCUGGUAGUUUUCAAAGAAAAGCUUGAUUUUAUCGGCCAAAUCCUGAUUAAAAUGGAUGCAAGUUUUAUCCAUUGGUCAAUAGAGAAAAGCUGAAGAUCCAAGGUGCUGAAGUCUUCCAAAGAGUAGAUUAGGGCCACCUAGAAGGAAAAAACACUUACGGAGAUGCAAGGAAUGAGAUGCUUGCAAAGCAUGUGAAGGAAGACCUUGGAGUGAGCUGCCCUUAAGAUCUACAAUAAGGCUUUUUGUUGUCCAUUGGGAUGAUGAUAUUUACUGACCCCGAUAUCUCAGCACUACCCAAACUAACUCAUCUCAUUUGAGAAACUUCCUUUACAAGGCUCAAAACACUAGUAAGCCCCAUAGAAUUGACAGCAUGGAGAGAGUUCCAGAAUCUUGAAGGACAGUAUGGUAUGGAAGGACACCUUCAUUCAGUGUUGUAACUUGCUCCAGGCUGCCCCAAAGGAGGUUGAGGGAAAUUAGUGAAAGCUGUUCACAUUCCAUUUAUGGAAACUUUACCUCACUAUAAACAGGGGUGAACACUUUUUUUCACUUAACAGUAAAUAAUGAAAAUGUUUUAUAUCAAUAAAUAUGAAUCUAAUUUUUAAAUGAUUUUGUAAUUUCCAUUGUAUGUAAGAGUUUCUGGACAUGUGGGACUCUUCUGACUUAAUGUCAAGAGAAAUGAACUCAAGCCAACAAGACCUGUUGGUUCAUGACAUGGGUAUGAGGAGAGCACUGAAGAAAGUCUGAGCAGGCUGGUGCCUCCGGCAGGGCCAAGGACGGUGGAGGCUUUCAGAAGUGGGUCAUGGUCGCUCCUUUUCAUCAGCUGUGAGCACCAACCUUGAAAGGUAUUUUCUCUGUACAGAUAUUUAUUGGGUAAAGAGGAAAAUAGUGCUUUGUGUGUUGUAAGUACCGUAGAUAAAUCUGUAAGUUAGCCUUAGCCACUGCCACCAUGGAAUUUAUGAUCAACUGGGGUCAAACUGGAAAAAGUUAAUUGCAAAUUGCAGCACACUAUGAAAACAUAUAAGGCUAGAAAUCUAAGAAAUUGGCUUCCUUGGCCAAUUACUAGUGAAAAUCUAAAUGACACAUUUAAUCUCCAUACUUUUGAUCUUUAGGUUAGGGGAUACUGCAAUGGUGCUUUCUGGGAAGAUUGACAGACCAACAUCACCACCAGCAUUGUGCUUUUCAAAAAGCUUUAUGUCUUUGUUUUUCUGGUCAAUGAAAGUGGCUUUUCACUGUUAAUUUAUUUUCCCUCUUCAAGAGUAAGGUAAAGCAUCUUUUUCAGUAUUUCUGAUUUUGUAGUUCUUUUCAUAUAAAGUAUUCACACUAAUGUUUGGUCGAUUUAUUUGGGGAAUGUUGACUUCUUAUUCAUCAUAAAAGCUCAUCAAGUAAUAAAAAGUUAACUUCUUAUCAA